GGGGAAAUCCUUUUAGUGACAUUUGUCCUAGCUUGGCUGAGGGCAUCGAACCUCGCAGUAGUGAGGAAAAGAGCCAGACCCAGAGGGGGAGUCUGUCUGCCAGCCAAGUGCUGCUUCCUGGUGCUCAGAGGCUGCUCCAUCGCCAACUCUCUCCCUCUCAUUCAUUUCGCCGGCUAACAUGAGAGAUCAUGGCCGCCUUCGGGCUCCUCAGCUAUGAGCAGAGACCUCUCAAACGAUCCCGCUUGGGGCCGCCCGACGUCUACCCGCAAGACCCCAAGCAGAAGGAGGAUGAACUUACUGCCGUGAAUGUAAAGCAAGGUUUCAGUAAUCAGCCAGCCUUCUCUGGAGAUGAGCAUGGGUCUGCUAGAAAUAUUGUCAUUAACCCUUCAAAGAUUGGUGCUUAUUUUAGCAGCAUAUUAGCAGAAAAGUUAAAACUCAAUACUUUCCAGGAUACAGGAAAGAAGAAACCACAAGUAAAUGCCAAAGACAAUUACUGGCUAGUUACUGCUCGUUCCCAGAGUGCAAUUCACAAUUGGUUUGCAGAUUUAGCAGGAAAUAAGCCACUGACUAUCCUAGCAAAAAAGGUUCCAAUCCUCAGUAAAAAGGAAGAUGUUUUUGCUUACUUAGCAAAAUAUUCUGUGCCACUACUACGAGCAGCAUGGCUGAUCAAGAUGACAUGUGCAUACUAUUCUGCUAUUUCUGAAGCUAAAAUAAAAAAACGCCAGGCUGCUGAUCCAAAUCUUGAAUGGACUCAGAUUUCAACUAGAUACCUUCGAGAACAGCUGGCAAAGAUUGCAGAAUUUUAUCACAUGACUUCAGGCCAAGGCAGCAGCUCCGUAGUUGUGACUCCUGAGGUGGAACAAGCCCUGAAGCAGUGGGAAUAUAAUGAAAAGCUGGCAUUCUAUAUGUUCCAGGAAGGAAUGCUUGAAAGACACGAAUAUUUAACAUGGAUAUUGGAUGUCCUGGAAAAAAUAAAGCCUGCUGCUGAUGAACUUCUAAAACUCUUACUACCACUAAUGUUGCAGUAUUCAGAAGAGUUUGUCCAGUCAGCCUACCUGUCACGUCGCCUUGCUUUUUUCUGUGCCAGACGCGUCUCUUUAUUAAUAAGUGACAGUCCUAACCUCAUUGCUGCCCACUCACCUCAUAUGAUUAUUGGACCAAAUAAUCCUCCUCUAGCAGUUCCCAGCCCUACUACAACUGCGCCUGUGGUCAACCCUGCACUGCUACCCUGUUCAGAUUUUCUUUCCUGCCCACAGCAUCGUCCACUUGUUUACGGACUUAGCUGUAUGCUGCAGACUAUAACUCUCUGUUGCCCAAGUGCCUUGGUGUGGAAUUAUUCUACAAAUGAAAGUAAAAACAUCAGUCCUGGUUCACCUUUGGAUUUACUUCAAGUUGCUCCAUCUAGUUUACCUAUGCCAGGAGGAAAUUCUGCAUUCAAUCAGCAGGUUCGGGGAAAGAUUUAUGAAGUAGAACAGCAGAUAAAACAAAGGGGGCAUGCUGUGGAAGUGCGGUGGUCAUUUGACAAAUGCCAAGAAUCAACUGCAGGGGUUACUAUCAGCCGUGUUUUGCACACACUGGAGGUUCUGGAUAGACAUUGCUUUGAUCGAUCAGAUUCUAGCAAUUCAAUGGAAAGUCUUUAUCACAAGAUUUUCUGGCCAAACCAGAGUAAGGAUAGCCAGGAGAUUGCGCCUAAUGAUGAAGCUGUCAUAACAUUGCUUUGCGAAUGGGCCGUGAGCAGUAAAAGAUCUGGCAAGCACAGGGCAAUGGCUGUAGCUAAAUUAUUGGAGAAGAGGCAAGCUGAAAUUGAAGUGGAACGAUGUGGUGAGGCAGAAGUCUUGGAUGAAAAGGAAUCCAUUUCUUCAGCAUCUCUUGCUGGAUCCAGCCUUCCUGUUUUCCAGAAUGUCCUUCUUCGGUUUUUAGACACCCAAGCCCCCUCAUUAUCUGACCCAAACAGUGAAUAUGAGAAGCUGGAAUUUGUGAACCUGGUGCUGCUUUUCUUUGAAUUUAUACGACAUGAUGUUUUCUCCCACGAUGCUUACAUGUGCACUUUAAUAUCACGUGGAGACUUGUCCAUCAUGGCAGCUUCGAGACCACGCUCGCCAACUGGGGAAAAUAUGGAUGAACGGUAUUCUAGGGAACCAGAAGUGAAACUGGAGGACCAUAGUAUUAUGGAACAUAUGUACAUUGACUCGGGAACUUCUAAUAUUUUUGAUGAUGUAGACAAGAAUGACUUUAAGACAGACUUUGGUUCGGAAUUUCCAAUAUUUUCUCCAAUGCCUGGGGAGUCUUGUGAGAAUCUGAAUUCUAUAUCAGUGAUAGACAGAAGAAUUUCAACAACCAGUGAAAAGUCUGUGAAGAGGGAAAAACUGAGGGAGCUGAUCUUUCCAUCAAACUACAACCUCCUUCGCCAUUUGCAAUAUGCGACACAUUUUCCUAUACCUCUGGUUGAAUCUUCAAGUCAUGAAUGUAACCAGCGUAUGAUUCUUCUUUAUGGUGUUGGCAAGGAACGUGACGAGGCAAGGCAUCAACUGAAGAAGAUUACCAAAGACAUCUUGAAAAUCCUAAAUAAGAAAAGUACUACUGAAACAAGCGCUGGGGAUGAAGGGCAGAAAGUCAGAAAGAACAAGCAAGAAACCUUUCCAACUUUAGAGACUGUGUUUACAAAACUGCAGCAGCUUUCAUACUUCGAUCAACAUCAAGUGACAUGUCAGAUUUCCAACAAUGUUCUGGAACAGAUUACUAGUUUUGCUUCAGGGACAUCAUACCAUCUUCCAUUGGCUCACCACAUACAGCUUAUCUUUGAUCUAAUGGAACCUGCUUUAAAUAUCAAUGGGCUUAUUGACUUUGCUGUUCAGUUGCUGAAUGAGCUGAGUGUGGUGGAAGCUGAGCUUCUGUUGAAGUCAUCCAGCCUGGCAGGAAGUUACACAACAGGACUGUGUGUUUGCAUUGUUGCUGUCCUGAGACAUUACCAUGCUUGCCUCAUUUUGAAUCCAGACCAAACUGCUCAGGUUUUUGAAGGAUUAUGUGGUGUUGUCAAACAUGUUGUUAAUCCAUCAGAAUGUUCUUCCCCAGAAAGAUGUAUUUUAGCCUAUCUCUAUGAUCUCUAUGUGUCCUGUAGCCAUCUCAGAAGCAAAUUUGGAGAUCUUUUCAGUAGUGCCUGCUCAAAAGUAAAGCAAACUAUCUAUAACAAUGUCCAGCCCUCAAACUCCAACUUGUUAUGGGAUCCAGAGUUCAUGUUGGAUUUUAUUGAGAAUCCCUCGAUUCACAGCCUCAAUUAUCCAAUGUUGGGCAAAAUCUUGAGUGACAAUGCACCUAGUCGCUACAGCUUUGUCUGUAAUGCACUAAUGAAUGUAUGCAUGGGACAUCAAGAUGCAGGCAGAAUUAACGACAUUGCCAAUUUGUGUGCAGAGUUAACUGCUUGCUGCACAGUGCUAAGCUCAGAAUGGCUAGGGGUCUUGAAAGCCCUUUGCUGCUCAUCAAACCAUGUCUGGGGAUUUAAUGACCUUCUCUGCAGUGUGGAUGUGAGUGACCUUUCAUUCCAUGAUUCUUUGGCUACCUUUGUUGCAGUCCUCAUAGCCCGGCAGUGUUUUUUCCUUGAGGAUGUUGUUCAACACGUUGCUCUUCCUUCUUUGCUUACAGCAGCUUGUGGAGAUCCAGAUGCUGAGCCUGGGGCAAGGAUGACAUGCAGGCUUCUGUACCACCUCUUUCGAACACCUGAGGUUUCCCUGCUGCCAACUGGGAAAUCUUUCCCAGGUAUUCGGUCCUCUUGUGAUCGUCGCCUCUUAACUGCUGCUCACAACAGCAUAGAAGUGGGUGCUGUAUUUGCUGUUCUAAAAGCAAUACUGAUGCUUGGUGAUGCUGAAAUUGGAAGCAAUAGCAUCUGCUCCCUGAAAAAGUCAGAUUACUCAGUGCGAAGAUUACUAGGUGACCUUAAUGAUGAUGAGAUAUGGGAUGCUGCCUCACAUUCUUUCAAAUCAUGUGGAAAACCUUUCUCCAUAGAAACUGCUAGUCUCAGUGAAUAUGCUAGAUAUGUGCUAAGAAGUAUAUGUCAGCAGGAGUGGGUGGGAGAACACUGCUUGAAAGAACCUGAAAGAUUGUGUACUGAUAAAGAUCUUAUCCUGGACCCAGUUCUUUCAAACAAGCAAGCACAGAAAUUGUUGCAGCUUAUCUGUUAUCCUCAUGGUGUUAAAGAAUGUGCAGAGGGUGACAAUCCUCAAAGACAACACAUCAAGCGCAUUCUUCAGAAUCUAGAUCAGUGGAAUCUCCGGCAAUCAUGGCUGGAACUCCAGCUGAUGAUCAAACAGUGUAUGAAGGAGCCUGGUUCUGGGUCUGUGGCUGAAAUGAACAGCUUGUUGGAUAAUAUUGCAAAGGCGACAAUAGAGGUGUUUCAGCAAUCCGCUGAUCUAAACAAUAACUCUUCUAACUCUGGUAUAGGCCUCUUCAAUCCAAACUCUGUUGGAAAUGCCGAAAUGUAUAUUACGAGGCAGAAUAGUAAAAAGACAUUCCUAAGUUCUUCUGAACGGCAAGGUGUAUGGCUAGUGGCUCCCCUGAUCGCAAAGCUGCCUACCUCUGUUCAAGGCAGAGUCUUGAAAGCAGCUGGAGAAGAGCUAGAGAAAGGCCAGCAUUUGGGAUCAUCUUCAAAGAAGGAGAGAGACAGGCAGAAGCAAAAGAGCAUGUCUCUUUUGAGUCAGCAACCUUUCCUUUCUUUGGUACUUACUUGCCUUAAGGGACAGGAUGAGCAGCGAGAAGGGCUUCUAACAUCUCUACAAAAUCAAGUUAAUCAGAUAUUAAGCAACUGGAGGGAAGAACGAUACCAGGAUGAUGUUAAAGCUAGACAAAUGAUGCAUGAAGCUUUGCAACUUCGACUUAAUCUGGUAGGUGGAAUGUUUGACACGGUGCAGAGAAGUACACAAUGGACCACAGACUGGGCACUUCUGCUCCUUCAAAUAAUAACAUCGGGAACAGUUGAUAUGCAAACCAAUAAUGAAUUAUUCACAACUGUACUUGAUAUGCUGAGCAUGUUGAUCAAUGGAACCUUAGCGUCUGACCUAUCAAAUGCAUCCCAGGUGGGAUCUGAAGAAAACAAAAGAGCAUACAUGAAUUUGGUGAAAAAGCUGAAAAAAGAACUAGGAGAUAAGUGUUCAGAAAGUAUUGACAAAGUUCGUCAACUUCUUCCGUUGCCCAAACAGAUGUGCGACAUUAUUGCUUGUGAGCCUAUGGGAUCACUAAUUGAUACUAAGGGAAACAAAAUUGCUGGAUUUGACUCUAUAGAUAAGAAACAGGGGCUUCAAGUCUCGACUAAGCAGAAAGUAUCCCCAUGGGAUUUAUUUGAGGGCAAUAGAAAUCCUGCUCCACUAUCCUGGGCUUGGUUUGGAACUGUCCGCAUCGAUAGGAAAAUAAUAAAAUAUGAGGAGCAGCAACAUCUUCUUCUCUAUCACGCGCACCCUAAACCCAAGCCACGAAGUUACUACCUCGAGCCUUUACCUCUUCCUCCUGAAGAAGAGGAGGAGGAAGAGCCUACUACCCCUGCCUCUCAGGAACCAGAAAGAAAGUCAGCAGAGCUGUCAGAUCAGGGUAAAACUUCAACAGAUGAAGAAAAGAAGGCAAAAGGCAAGAAACGAAAGAUGAAAACAACUUCCAGAACUGAUGAUUACCCUCAGACCAACAUAUAUAGAGUGCCUCCAAAUUAUUCACCACUUUCUUCUCAAAUGAUUCAGCAUCCGCAGUCUGCUUUGUGGGGCUAUAAUGUUAUGGGACAGCCCCAACAAGCUGGCUUCUUUGUCCAGAACCAGCCUCUUCCGCCAGGUGGUUCCAGAUUGGAUCCUUCAAGCUCCUUUGUCCCAAGCAACACAAAACAAGUGCUGUCUAAUAUGCUACAGAGGCGUUCUGGCACCAUGAUGCAGCCACCAUCAAUUCAUGCAAUUGCUUCACAGCAGCAGCAGCUGCUCCAGAUGAAGCUGCUCCAGCAGCAGCAGCAGCAGCAACAGCAGCAGCGGCUUCUAAGGCAACAAGCCCAGGCAAGGCCUUUCCAACAGGGUCAGACAAUUGAUCAGUCUGCUGUUUUUGCUCAACAAGUCCGGCCACCUUCUCAGCUUCCACAAUAUCCAGGGAUGCAGCAGACCCAGGCUAUUCCUCAUGGCUAUACAAUGUAUAGUACUCAGAUGCCACUACAAUCACAACAGGCUGGGGGCAUCAUCCUUUCACCUUCCUACAACCCCAGGGCAUAUCAAGCAGCUCAUUUCAAUCCAGCUCUAGUGGAGAGGCUAAGGCAGACACAACAGCCAAGUGGCUACAUUCAUCAGCAAGCAGCUGCCUACCCUCAGCCUCUAACAGGCAAUCAGCGAUUGAGUCACCAGCUUUUGCAGCAGAAUCCCUUGGUUGGAGGAGCACUUGAUGCUAUGCCAGCCACAGCUUCCCACCCAAACCUUAACUCAGUGCAUAUGCCUCAGGAACAGAUGCGACAGCGACAGCAACAAAAUCAACAACAGAGACUCCUUCAGUUGCAGCAGCAGCAAAGCCAGCAGCAGGCCCUUAGUCUCCAAGCAAUGCACCCUCAACAACCUUUGUUUCCAAGGCAAGGCUUGCAGCAGACACAACAGCAACAACAGACGGCUGCCCUUGUCAGACAACUCCAAAAACAGCUGUCAAGUAACCAGCCACAACAAGGAGUGAAUCCAUAUGGUCACCCUUCACACUUCUGAAUAUGGAAGAUGGAAAUAAGGGAGAGUGUUUGCACAGAAGAAUAGGAACACGGAAUUUGUUGCACUACUUAUUUCCCCUCCCCCAUUUUUUGUGCUGCGACUGAUGUGAAUAUGUAAGAAAUAGGUGAUCUUUUUUGUUUUUGCAUUUAAGUAAUUAUAAAUGUAUGGAUUAUGUGGGCCUAUUUGAAAAACACUGUUGCUGAAAAAUAUAUGGAUUUGGUGCUUUUAUGGUAUUAUCACUUUUUUCCCCUCAAGUGGAUUAAAAAUUCUGGGUUUUUUUGCGGAAAACAAGGGUUUUUUUCCCUUAAGAACUGCACUGGACCAAACUACUGUCUAAAAAGACACUUGCAUUUUUAUUUUUUGCAUAAAGCUGUUUUUUUUUCCACCUUAGCUUUUGGUAAAAUGUGUAUUGAUUUCAGUCACACUAAUUUUGAUCAUGUUUGUAGUUUUCAUAAGCACUUUAUAAAAUAAUUUGUUUUCAAAGUUUCUGAUUUUUCUGUUGCUUUCAUUAUGGUAAUAAAGUUCCCGAAGGAGGAUCCUUACCUGUAUUCCUAAAGUUUAUAUAAAAAUGCUAUAAUUUAACAAUAAUAAACCUACUAGACUUCAGUACAAAUCUUUCUAGCAAGAGCACCUACCUGAAAAUGAUCACAAUGAAUACCCAAAGCCUAAAUAAUAACUUUUCAUUUUGCUCACAGAGAGACAUUAGAUGCUGCUGGAGCAGUCACAAAGAGUUACACUGAUUUCAGCCUGUAGUCCUUUGCAGUGUUACCCGUGCAUAGGUAUCUGAAAUUAUUGGACUUGUGCAUGCCCAAUAAUGCACAGGGUUACAGCCUGUAAGUGUGGUCAGAUACUAUAAUAAUUAAGUGCAUAUAUUUUCAUUCUGUUUCCUGUAAUUCCUUUGGUAUAUUCUAAUAGGGCUUCCACUGCAUGCAAUAGAAACUAAGACAACCCUUUUCUAUUUUGUAUUGUGUUGGUAUUUCAAAAUAAUUUCAGGGAAACGGUUUGAACUUUUUUCCAUAUGUUUCCAGUAUUCUAAAUAAUUUUCCCAAAGUUUUCAUAAUACAGUUGAAAAUGCAAGGAAAGGACUGUUUUCUGAAAUGCUUUCAAACCAUUUCUUUCCAUGGCACUUGAACAUUGGAUAUACACCCUCAUUGAUUCAACUGAGCCUAUGCUCCCCAUGAAAAAAUGUUCCUUUACACAGAUGACAGGCAUGUCAAGAGGACUUGAUAGUUUUAUUUUUGUAUGACUUUAUUCAGCUAUAAAACCCCACCUGCUGUGGUACAGUCCAGACACAGGUUUACCACCGCACAUACUGUUUGUAAGAACUAGGCCUUAGUUUUCUAGUAAUAGAAAUCAUUAUUCAUUAUUUUGUAUUGUAGGUCAUCUAAAAUUUGGUUAUUUUUAGUUAUGUAAAUAAAUACAGUUGUAUUUAUAAAUUUGCUGCAAAAGCACAGGUAAAUUAUUCAUCAAAUUUAUUACUAUAAAAACUAUUUUAACCUUGUGGAAGUGACAUUUGCUCAUAUUUGAGUAAAAAAUAAUAAUAAUAAACUACUGUUUUGUGAAUUUUUAGCAUUCUGUGAUAACUUUUUAGAAUUAGAUGCACAAAUUUUGAAUGUGACUGAUGUAGGGCAUUUACAAAUACUUGGGACCAUUUUACCAUGUUUUCUGUAUGAACUUUUCAUUUGCUUUGUGAUAAGACAACCGUAAGGCUUACUGUGAAUAAAACAGUCAUUACUGAGCACAUAAGUCAAAUUAUGUAAAAUAAAAUUUGCAUUGCAAAACCAGCCAAUGCAUUUCUACCUUCCACAGGAUGUCAGAAUCUUUAAUGUAAUAAAUACUUUUGUGAACUUCUGUGUUUACUGUAAAAACACCUGCACGUUAUGAAAACAUUUUGGGCAACAUCUAAUGAUGUCGGCCUGGUUGAACAAUGAAAAUGUGCUUGUGCAAUGGGACUUCUAAUGUUUUUUCUCUCCUCUCCAGUCCCUAAUCCCUCUGGAGCAGAUUUUUGCAGCCACACAGGGGGCUGUAGGGUGUAGAAGAGGAGGAAUAAGCCCUGUUGCAUGAGUGGAUGCCUGCUUUAUGCCAAGUUGAAUCUCACCUUUAAUUUCAUGUCAAUAAUAUUAUAUACUCAAUUACUUUUGAUUGAAAUAUGAAGGCACAACUAUUUCCUCUGUAACACUGUAGGUUUUUUCUUAGUUAUUAACAGCUGUAAUAUUCUAAUAUAUCCAAUACCUCAAAAAACUGCUGAUCCAGGUUGAUGUUCUGCUGUCAUCAUGCACUUUUACAGCAAAGAUAGCAUAGUACUCACUUGCCUGCUGUCAUUUACACCUGUUCACCGGUGACUGCCUGAUACCUGAUUACAAAGAUGGCAGAAUCCAUUAGAGUCUGACAUUAGACUAUAAGUGAACUUACAAUUGUUUUGUUAUUUGGCAUUUAGUUACGGUGAAGCUCAUCUGUCAUUCUGUUGGCAGUCACCUAAGUUUGGAAGUCUUUAUAGUCUUCUUAGGGUUUAACCAUCCUGAAUGGUUUGGUUUAAUUGCCUGGUUUAAUCAGUAUGUUAAACUGAUAAACAAGCACAUGAAUUUUAAAAUGAAAUUUAAAUGACAUGAGAAUUGACUUGAUGCAUCAGACUAAUGUCUAGCUUGUAUAGUAUUCUAUUUCCCACAGCAGCCAUUCAGAUGCCUCUGCAACAGCCUUUUCCAACCUUGUGCCCUCCAGCUGUUUUGGACUACAACACACGAACCCCACCCAGGUGGAGGACACCAUAUUGUUAAAGGCUUCUUUUGAAGCUUAUGAAGAAAUAACAGUGGCAGCCCUCCUGUUUGCCCCCAACUGUAACAAUAAGCAAAAAACUAUUGGUAGCUUCAUCGAUUUUAAAAUAUGUAAGUACACAAGUGGCUAUCUGUGCCUUACUUUAAUCUUUACAUAGAUCAGGCAAAAGAUGAACUUUCAAUUAGGACACGAUACAAGUUAUAGGUGGGGAAUCUGUAGCUUUCCAAAUGUUGUUGGACUACAGCUCCCAUCAUCCCUUAUCGUUGGUCAUGCUAACGGGGGCUAAUGGGAGUUGGACUCCAACAACAUCUAGAGCACCACAGGUUCCUCAUCUUUUGAUGUAGUUCUUUCAUUCUUACGGAUUGAGAACUUGACUGCAGAGGCCAAGGACAGAUUGCGAUUGCUUUAGAGCAGAAUUGUGGAACCUGUGGCCCUCCAGGUGUUGUUGGGCUACAACAUUCACCAUCCCAGACCACUGGCCAAGCUGGCUGAGUCUGAUGGGCGCUCAGCAACAUCUGAAGGGCUGCAGGUUCCCCACCACUGCUCUAUACCCUUAAAAACAUCACACCAGAACAUUGUUUACUUGAGUAAUAAUAUACUAGGCACCCACAAUUGUGGAACUCUUUUUCCCUACCAAUCCUGGGGAUCUUUGGAAGCAUUGUAAAGGUUUUAUAUUAGACUGGUUCUUGGGAUAGGGUUCUUUCUCUAAUAGAUUUAUAUCCUGCUUUGCUAUCAUUUAGGUCUUCAAGAAAACUUGAAACAGACAAAAGUUGUUUAUAGUGGCAGGCUUUCAGAGGCAGAUCUCCAUCCCAGAACAAAGGAAAAGACUGUCAACCUGUUCCUGAAAACUACCCAGGUUCUUGCUGUCUUUGGCUCAGCAAAGACCAAAUCCAGGAACAGAGCAUAUCUUGAACCAGAGAAAGGUUGUUCCUGCUACAGAUCUUCCCGGAGGCAGUCUGAUGGAGGUGCCAUUCUCCCUUGUCAAUGUCAAUAGUUGUCAAUAGAGGCAAAGAGCAGCCCCUCCCUGAAACACACUUACAAAUCCAGGAGUGGAGCAGAUAACUACAGCCAGGUCAGGGCUGCUACUGUCUGAUCCUUACUGGUUUUAAUUAACCACAGAAUAAAUUUCAGUUUCCUAAAGUUCAAGCAUUCCAUAAAAGGAAAUGUGAGGUCAAAGCUUGUGCCAUUUUCAGGUUUGGGGUGAAAUGGACAUUUCAUAAGAAAACCUUGAAGUAUGAUUUUUAUUCUAGUGAAUGGAGGUCCUAAGAAACUGGCUAGCAUCUUGAGCACAUAGAAAAGGUUGUUACUCCUUGCCUUCCUUCUUGAAUAUCAAGGUGGGGCAGGGAUAGCGACACAUGCAGUUGUGGGCUUAGGUUGGAGGAUCAAGAUUUGUGCCAUGUUAUCUUCAUACCUGUUCUGUAACAAACUGGAUGAAAAUAGAUAAGAUCCCAUUCCUCCAAAUAAAGCCAUAUAUAGUCAGCAGUCUAUGGUGGAGUGGGAGUUCUGUGUCCAAAGAGUCUUGGCACAGUAUAGAGUCUGGUAAUCCAGGUAUCCUGACAAAGCAUAUCCUUAAACAUCCAAAGCUUAUUUUGCCAUAGAUACUAAGAUCUAUCCUAUAUAGCAGGUGUAGAGAACCUUUCGCCCUCCAAAUGUUGCUGAACUUCAAUUCUCAUCAUCCCUGUUCAUUAGCCAUGCUUGCUGGAGCUAAUGGGAGUUGUAGUUCAGCAUCAGCUGGAAGAUCAAAAGUUUGCCACACCUGUUAUAUGCCACGAAUAAAUAUGUAUCUGUGGCUUCCCUGAGAAUAUAAUUGGCAGGGAAUAUAAUAAUAUUUACAGUAACAAAAUGAGGUACCAGGAGCAAUUUCUUGGACAACUGUUUUCUGUUGUUCUCUAGAGCUCCUUUGGAUCAGACCAAAGUUUCAUUUUGUCCAUCCUGUUUCCAGCCAAGGUGCUUCCAGGUGCCCAUAAGAAGGGCAUGAAGAAAAGUCCCCCGACUCACUACUUGCACCCUCAGCCACUGGUAAUACAUUGUAUACUUUUUAAAAUUAAUGACAUGUUAAUUAUUUUAUUAUCUGAAACAUUUAACAGCUCAAUAAGAUGCAUCUACACUUCUUUAUAUGCAGAUUUGUAUUUUAUUUUAGAAAAAUAAUCCAUAUUGUCUCUUUUUUUAAAAAAAACUAUGAAACUAUUUUCUGUUGGUUCUUUCAUUGCCCCACAGAGGAGGACAAUUUUAGUAUUUAGAAGAAAAAAUUUAGUAUUUUCAAAACUGGCAGCACUUUUUUUUUACAAAACUGGUAGCACCUUUUUGUUUGUUUCAAUAUUUGUAAGAGAACUACAAAAUACUUGUCAGUAAGGUAACAAACAGCAAUCCCAUAUCUUAUUUUGUUUUUACUUAUCUUGUAUGCCAUACUUCUUGUACUACUAUCAAAUGGGAAAUAAAAGACUAGCAUUUUUUUAAAAAAAAUCCUUACACUAAAUAUUUUAAGUUAUUUUGCAAGCAUCUUUUGAUUUAAGGUAUUCAUGUUGAUAUUCACUGUUCCUGUUGUUUGUAGUCAAAAUGUAAGUGCCUUAAGUUUAUUUUUUAAUAUCCCUAAUAUAUUCAUACUAGAUCAUAAUGCAAAUU
Messenger RNA from Rhineura floridana, 12095 nucleotides. It is a transcript of the gene MED12L, whose product is annotated as mediator complex subunit 12L. The record is from RefSeq and is a predicted model, not a curated record. Gene Ontology annotation, cellular component: mediator complex. Gene Ontology annotation, biological process: regulation of transcription by RNA polymerase II. The coding region runs from base 189 to 6701 and encodes 2170 amino acids. Lineage: Eukaryota; Metazoa; Chordata; Lepidosauria; Squamata; Rhineuridae. The transcript is spliced from 45 exons. Gene Ontology annotation, molecular function: transcription coactivator activity; beta-catenin binding.